Molecule: messenger RNA, 2304 nt
Organism: Paramormyrops kingsleyae
Lineage: Eukaryota; Metazoa; Chordata; Actinopteri; Osteoglossiformes; Mormyridae
Source: RefSeq, a predicted model, not a curated record
GGAAAAUGGCAGAGCUUCUGGAGAUGAAGGUGGCCGCCGUGUCCUACCUGGACAGGAGCGGUGGGCUGCGACGCUUCAUUGAAGACUGUAAAGUACUGGGCGGUGGGUUGUGGCAACCCCCACAAUGACACCCAAAUCCCCAGCAAACGGAGGCCGUGUACCGGUUCUGUAUUACCGUGAAUCCCUCCGAUGUAAUAGAAACCGAUGCCCGCCUUGGGGACUGGGUCCUGCACGAUUCUUUCAGAGCCACAGCUUUGUUCCAGUCAGUGUGUUUCCUGUCAAUUAAGACACUAUCACUCAUUGAGAAGAUAGAUACAGAAAAUCAGGUGAAUGUAGUGCUAAAGCUCAUGCAACUGCCUCUCCUCCCUGGCUACAUGCUGGACCUGCAUAAGUUUCCACGUGUGUGCAGUCCCAUGCGUCCCCAAGCUCUGGAGGGCCUGGCCAUAGCCAUGACCCGGGUCACCAAAUACACCCAAGGUGCCCGGUUUCUCUGCACACAGGGAACUUGCCCCUGCUCCACAGGGUUCCAUCACAUUCGAGUACAUACCCCAGGGGCAACAGAAUCUGCCACGGUGAGGAGCUCCUUCACCUGCAAGCUGUGUUCUUCGCCUCUCAGAGAGGAUAUGAAGUCCAGGGUGCUGGGAGGGAUUCCUCAUGGUGCCUUUAUGACAGAUAAGCAGAUGGUAGAAAUGAUUGAUGCGCGAGCUGUGGAUAUCCUGAGUACCCACCCUCCACACUCCCUCCGUUACCAGUCUGUGACCUUGUUCCUCAGAGAUGAACUAUGUGAUUCCAUGAAGAUUGGUAAGCUGUAUCGAGUGGUGGGCAUUCCAGCACAUGUUCACCAGUGGCCACAUGUCACUUGGAGCAUAGAGGCCAGCAGUGUUCAGCCAUGGGAGCCAAAAAGUCCUGGAGCUGUCAGCAGUAACUUCCAGUCCCUGUUGGUGGUCACCUCCUGCUCACCAUGGAGGUUUACAGCCGUCAUGGCCAGCAUGUUCGGGUCACCUGUGGUUCCUCCAGGCCUCUACAGCACCCUAAAGCUUUGUUUGCUCCUGAGCCUGGUGCAAACUAGAGAGAAUGAGCAGGAUUCACCCCAUUACUUAGACGUACUGGCUCUGAGUAGUGACACUCUCAUCAUAGACAGGUUGAUGACCUACAGCCUGGCCCUUGCGAGUCGGGGGAUACGACACCAGGCAUCUGGGGAGAUGUUGGCCACCCUGUCUGAAGAUGAACAUGGUGCUGGGACGGCCAACAUUCACGCUGGUGCUGCUUUCCUGGCCACUGGGGGCAUAUGCCUCCUGGGAGAUCUAGCAACUUACAGGAAGGAUAAACUGGAGGUGCUACAGUCAGUGUUGGAGACCAGGACUGCCAGUGUGUUCUUUCCUGCAAAGAAGUAUGGAGAGGAUACAGAUCAAAAGCUUUCCUUCUCUAUCCAGUGCAGCUUCUGGGCACUGGGUGACACAGGCGCUCAUGCCAAGAGGACAGUGAAGGGAGACAGUAUCAUUCUGGGUUCGAUGGAAAUGGGGUCAGUUCCUGCCCAGCUUGCAGAGACCUUUGGCCUGGUGGUUCAAUGUCGCCACAAUCGCACUCUGCUGCCCCUCACCGUCCACACCCUCAGGCACGCCAUCACACCAGGGGACCCCCUGUAUCCCGCCAGCAUGCAGUUCACUACACAGGAUUACCAGGAUCUCCUGGACCAUGCACGCAGCCUGCAGGUGGAGCUCAGUCCCCAAGCGGAAAGGAUGAUCCAUGGCUACUUUGCAGCAAGCCGCAGGCUGCGCUCCAGUACAGGACCAAGCCCCUUGCUCUCAGCUGCCUACUUUAGACUCCUUGUAUCCAUGGCAGAGGCUCACUGUAAACUGAGUCUAAGGACCAGGGUGUCAGUGGAGGAUGCAGUGGUUGCAGUGCUGCUGUGUGAAGCAUCACUCACCCUGAAGUAUGGUGCCUCUGCACUCACCAUUCCUCCUGAGGCUGUGUUCCCUUGUGACCUGCAUGAUUUUGAAUCCUUACACCAGAGGGAUAUGGCCCUGGAUCAGCUGCACCAGCAGAUCCUACACUUCAUCUACGCCUAUGCGCCCGGGGCUGCAAACUACAUCACCGAAGAGUAGAGAACCAGGUUGCUGUUAGCCUCCGCUGUGCUUCUGGACUGUAAGCCAGACAGUGUCGUUAUAUUUGCUCGUUUUACAAUCUAUCCCAGCUCAUUUAGUUUAGAUCAAAGUCAACUACUUCUUGUUACUAGGUGGGAUAUAAAGCAAUAUGAAAUGGCUCUGCUGUACAACUCAAAAUAUUACCUUCCUCCAACUUCAA